AUGCUAGCAAAGCCGAACUUCUUACAUGUCCGCCUACGUUUGCCUUUCUCAGAAUUUGCGCUUCCGAAUCUUAAAUACUCAACUUCUUCAAACACCCUUUUGAACGCCGGCGCUAAAACAAACAAAUUCUUGAUUUAUUGUAACACCCAGAUCGCACAUAAUGGCCGAAACGGAAACAUUAAAGAAGCUGAAUCCGUUUUCAACCGUAUGCCCACCAAAAAUAUCGUUUCUUGGACCGCAAUGCUUACGGCAUAUUCCCAAAACGGGCAACUCAAGAAAGCUCGUGCACUGUUCGAUGAAAUGCCUGAAAGAAGUGUCGCUUCGUGGAAUGCGAUGCUGACGGCUUAUAUGAGGAAUAGAGUUGAAAUUGAUGGGAUAUUCAGUUUUUUUCAGCUGAUGCCGGAGAGAAAUUCGGUGUCUUUUGCGGCGAUGAUUACGGGGUUUGUUAAUGCAGGGAGGUUUGAUAUGGCGGAGAAUUUGUAUAAUCGGACUCCUAUGGUUUUGCGGGAACCUGUUUGUUCGAAUGUACUGAUAAAUGGGUAUUUGAAAGUUGGAAAGUUAGACGAUGCAGUUCGUGUUUUUGAUGGUAUGGUUCGAAAAGAUAUUGUUUCUUGUAGUGCAAUGAUUGAUGGGAACUGCAAGAAUGGGAGAGUUAUUGAGGCUCGGGAGUUGUUUAAUGCGAUGAAAGAGAAGAAUGGGGUCACUUGGGGUGCUAUGAUUGAUGGGUAUAUGAAAGUUUGCUGUUUCGGAGAUGGGUUUGAAUUGUUUCUAAGAAUGAGAAGGGAAGGUGAUGCGAGACUGGAGCCUACUAUAAUAACAAUCAUUUUAGAAGCUUGUGGAAGAUUUAGUAAGCAUCAGCAAGGUUAUCAAGUCCAUGGACUGGUUACUCGCUUGGGUUUUGAAUUUGAUGUUUUCUUGGGUAAUUCAUUGAUCACUAUGUACUCUAGAUUUGGUUGUGUAGAUGCAGCUAAAUGUGUGUUUGAUUCGAUGUUCAGGAAAGAUGUCAUUUCGUGGAAUUCUCUUAUUACUGCUUUUGUUCAAGCUGGAAAUCUUGAAGAGGGAUAUGAGCUUUUUAAAAGGGCUCCGGAAAAGGAUGUUGUUUCUUGGACAGCCAUGAUCACAGGGUUUUCUGAAAAAGGGUUGACUGAAAAAUGUGUUGAUCUAUUUGCAAUGAUUCCCGAGAAAGAUGAUGUUGCAUGGACAACUCUUAUCUCUAGUUUUGUAAAUAAAGGGGAAUAUGAGGAGGCUUUUCGCUGGUUUAUUAAAAUGCUUCAAAGUGCCGUUAGACCAAAUCCUCUAACUUUAAGUAGUAUACUUAGUGCUUCAGCUGGUCUGGCAAUGUUAAAUCAAGGUCUGCAAAUUCAUGCUUGUGUUAUGAAAAUGAAUAUGGAGUUAGAUUUGUCUAUCCAAAGUUCUCUUAUCUCAAUGUAUUCCAAGUCUGGAAGUUUAGAUGAUGCCUACAGGAUCUUUAAAUUCAUAAAUUUCCCGAAUAUUGUUUGUUUCAAUGCAAUGAUUACUGGAUUUGCCCAAAAUGGCUAUGGCAAAGAAGCACUUAAGUUGUUUGACCAGUUGCGGAAUGAAGGUGAGCAACCUAAUGGUAUCACUUUUCUAGGGGUACUUUCAGCCUGUAUGCAUGCUGGGCUCGUAGAAGAAGGAUGGAACUACUUCAAAUCCAUGAGAUCAUUAUACAACAUUGAACCGGAGCCUGAUCAUUAUACUAGCAUGGUUGAUAUCCUCGGACGAGCUGGUUUACUUGAUGAAGCAGUUGAUCUAAUAAAUUCGAUGCCAUUCAAGACACAUUCUGGUGUUUGGGGUGCUCUUCUAGCUGCCAGCAAGACUCACUUGCGUCUUGAUCUUGCAAAGCUUGCAGCUCAUAGAAUUUUGGACUUGGAACCAAGUAGUGCAGCUCCUUACGUGGUCUUGUCAGACCUGUAUUGCAUUGUCAGAAAGAAGAAAGAUGAGGAACAAGUUAGGCUGGCAAAGAAAUUGAAAAGAAUAAAGAAAUAUCCAGGUUGCAGUUGGGUUUUGUUGAAAAACAACGUUGGUUUAUUUCUCUGCGGAGAUCAGUCCCAUUUGAACUUUAAAGAGAUCAGCUGCACAUUGUGGACAAUUAUGGAUGAAAUGAAACAAUUAAGUUCAUUUGGCAAGUGGAAUUAUGAAAAGAUUGCCAUCCUGACAUCGAAUCAGCGAGAUGAUGAUAUGUCAAUUUUCUCCAUAGUUCAAAAGGUGGUUCAUAGUUAUCAUCACUUGCAUGGUCCUCCUGUUAAUGUUUUACUGCGGAGAUACAGAAUGUACAGCUCGCCCUUCUAUAGAGAGGUGGCCGUUUCUCCCAGAGAGGUAGAGUUAGGAGCUCAACAUUGGAAGAGUGGCCUCACUUAUCUUCGGGAAAUCGAGUUAGCUAUUGUGGCUGUUUAUCACGCAAAGUGUAUUUUGAGGCCAUUUAUUCACUCAAUAGGUUAG
Messenger RNA from Nicotiana tabacum (common tobacco), 2460 nucleotides. The record is from RefSeq and is a predicted model, not a curated record. Lineage: Eukaryota; Viridiplantae; Streptophyta; Magnoliopsida; Solanales; Solanaceae.